Molecule: messenger RNA, 165 nt
Organism: Mucor mucedo
Lineage: Eukaryota; Fungi; Mucoromycota; Mucoromycetes; Mucorales; Mucoraceae
Exons: 1
Cellular component (GO): nucleus; cytoplasm
Molecular function (GO): RNA polymerase II cis-regulatory region sequence-specific DNA binding
Source: RefSeq, a predicted model, not a curated record
CGACCGUAUCAAUGCCCAGUUUGUCCUAAAGCCUUUGUAAGAUUAGAACACAGAACUCGUCACAUACGUACACACACUGGCGAAAAACCACAUACUUGUUCUUUUCUGAAUUGCGACAAACGAUUUUCUCGUUCCGACGAAUUAACUCGACACACUCGUAUUCAU